GAAAAAAGCAUCAGAAUGUGUCAGAAGAUGAUUCGUGGGAACGUUCUUCUGCUCUUGUGUUUGUGGCACUCGACUGGUGUGUUUGGUGCUCAGAUGGAUCAAAUAAACACAUUAAUAUCAGUGACGGAGGGAGAUUCUGUCACUCUACACACUAACAUUACUGAACUAAAGACAGAUGAAGAUAUUGAGUGGACCUUUGGUGUUCACAGUCCAGAUGAGAUCAUAGCUACAAUCUACAAAGACAAGAUGACGUCAUCAUCUGUCGAUGAGACAUUAAAAUUAAAGAUAGAUGAUCAGACUGGAUCUCUCAUCAUAAAAAACAUCACAACUCAACACACUGGACUUUAUAAAGUAACCAUCACCAAUGCAAAGCUAGUUAACUACAUUUACAGAGUUAUCGUCUAUGCUGGUCUGUCUGUUCCUGUCAUCUCCAGAGUCUCUUCUCAAUGUUCUUCAUCAUCUUCAUCAUCAUGUUGUUGUGUGUUGUGUUCAGUGAUGAAUGUGUCACAUGAUGUGAGUGUCUCCUGGUACAAAGGAAAGAGUUUAUUGUCCAGCAUCAGUGUGUCUGAUCUCAACAUCAGACUCUCUCUACCUCUGGAGGUGGAAUAUCAGGAUACAAACACAUACAGAUGUGUGGUCAACAAUCCCAUCACAAACCUCACACAACAUCUACACAUCACUCAACUCUGUCACACUUCUUCAGGUGAGUCACAUGUAUCUGGCGUCCACAGUUGUGGUUUUACUGAAGCUGUGAUUCGAUUGGUCGUCUCUGCUCUGGUGGGCGUGGUUACUGUUGCUUUUCUGGUUUAUGACGUCAGAUCCAGAUGAGAAUCACCAUCAACCUCUAAUGAAUCAGAAUCUAAAUGAAUCUCUUGAACUUUUUUGCUCUAUUGUUAAAUAUAUUUGUCAUUUAAAGGCUCCGUGUGUUUGGAAGAUGUAUUGCAAUUUUAUUUACAUAACUAUGUGUCAAGAGGUGUAUAUUGCUGUAUGUUAUUAUUAUCUUUGAAUGUUC
This is a messenger RNA of Triplophysa dalaica, 1012 nucleotides long. RefSeq lists its product as uncharacterized. Lineage: Eukaryota; Metazoa; Chordata; Actinopteri; Cypriniformes; Nemacheilidae. The record is from RefSeq and is a predicted model, not a curated record. The coding region runs from base 16 to 828 and encodes 270 amino acids. The transcript is spliced from 4 exons.